UAUACCGUCAUAUUUGUAAACAUAACACAAUUGCCGCAAAACUUAACCAUUCACUGCAUUCAAGAUCAUUUCAUCAUUUAAGUGGUGGUUGUGGUGACAGACACACAGACACACCAGUGAUGGCAAAGUGUGUCAAACUGAUGGUCUGGAACAGAGAGCCCGAAACGGUUGCGCUCAUCAAAGGCCUCAUGGGAUCAGUCGUGGAGAUCGUGCAGACGGAUGGCAAUCGUGUGGUGGGAACUGUUGACAACUACACCCUAUCCGAUGGCGACUACGUGUUUGAGUUGAUCCGCACCUCAAUUGGUGGCAAAUUUAUCGGUUACUAUCGGAUCUUUGACUGCGAAGUGAAGAAAUGGAGGCUUAAGGAGUGGACACCGCCGAAGAAUGGCACCCAUUAUAUGGACAACACGUCUAUUAACGGUAGUGUGAACUCGGGAUCAGAUGAGUCAUGCAAAGUGAUAAUACCGUCGCAACUGAAUGGCAACGCAGAGGAGGAGCCGAUGGUGGAGGAGAACGAGGCGGACCACCUGUUUGUCAACCCGGAGGUCGAGUCCAUAAAUCUGCUGGAAGAUGACAUUCCCAUUGCCAUCAAUUUAAGUCAUUUGACUCUUAAGACGAGCGACAAUCUCGUAGUUGUUGACAAAAUGGGUGACAAUUUGGACGCAAUUAUUAACUCAAUGAUGGCAUCAAAUUGUGUUGGCUUUGAACUGUUCGGCGAAGAGAUCGGUCGUAACGGAUCCGUUGAGUGGAUGUCUGUGGCGACCGCAGAGGCCAUCUAUGUCUUCAACGCUCACAAUAAGGACAUUGUUUUGUCACUAAAACCAGUGCUACAGUCGAGAGAAGUACGGAAAGUUGUCUUCAAUUGCAGGCAUCUUUCGGACGCUUUGUAUCACUUGUUUGGCAUCCAAUUGAAGGCCGUAAUCGACAUCAGAGUCUUUGAUCUCUUCGUCCAGAGAAAGCGCGCGAAUGAAGCGCUCGAGAAUCACAUGGCUUUCCAUCUGCCGAAGUUGCGAACCUUCGAUGAGAUACUGUCGGAUCAGUUGAUGAUAAAAGUACCGCAACUCUACAAGAAUCUCAAUUACAAGCACUUCUCAGUUCGUGUCCAGAAUGCCAUAAUAAUAAAGACAGUAUUCCUGAGACAACUGUACGCUCUUCUGAACCACCAGUUGCUCGAAGAACUCAUUAUAAUGACCGCACGGUGUGAGCGAUCCCUGCGCUUAGCCAAUGACCUCCAGUACGGUGUCUUGAAAGGGGACGACGCGCUCAGCCAUAUGCUGGACGAGCCCAUCAAUGACUGCGAGCGCACAGAGCGCCGACACAUUGGUUUGCCUGCCGUCCACCUCUCAAAGCCACUCAAGCGGUAG
Messenger RNA from Oppiella nova, 1364 nucleotides. NCBI's taxonomy places the organism in Eukaryota, Metazoa, Arthropoda, Arachnida, Sarcoptiformes, Oppiidae. The record is from the annotation of a GenBank genome assembly.